Marasmius oreades (fairy-ring Marasmius) is the source of this 2523-nucleotide messenger RNA. RefSeq names its product DNA repair protein rhp54 (gene RHP54). The record is from RefSeq and is a predicted model, not a curated record. The transcript has 12 exons. Gene Ontology annotation, cellular component: nucleus. Gene Ontology annotation, biological process: reciprocal meiotic recombination; double-strand break repair via synthesis-dependent strand annealing. The coding region runs from base 67 to 2523 and encodes 818 amino acids. NCBI's taxonomy places the organism in Eukaryota, Fungi, Basidiomycota, Agaricomycetes, Agaricales, Marasmiaceae. Gene Ontology annotation, molecular function: DNA translocase activity; ATP-dependent chromatin remodeler activity; ATP binding.
CCGGAUCCGACGCGUUGAAACUCGAGCUGGCACUCUUUACUCCUCUCAGGUUCUACUGACCCUACUAUGUUGAGGCGUAUGCCAACAACCGCAGAUGGAAAAGUGGUUGAUAGACUUCAAGACAGUACUCGAAUCAACAAGCCAUUCAAGCCACCCAGUUUCAGCAACGCUCAACAACGCGUGCAGCCAGCACGUAAACGCAAGCGGGUAUCCUAUCAAGGUCAGGAAGUUGAAGAUUCGGAUUCAGACUCUGGGAAUGUCGGAAAGAAGAAGAAGAAGAAAGGAGAUAGGGACGAUAGCUUCCUGAACGAAGAAGAGUUAUUGGCUGCGGUGAAGCACUAUCCCGUCUUCAAGCCAAAACCCUUUGAUCAAGUACGACGGUUUUCCAUGCCCACAAUGCGGAAUAAAGACGGCGAGUGCGUUGCACUUGUCCCUACAAAUAUCUCCCUCGGUAUUCGUCCUCCUACCAAAUUGAUUCCCCGGCCACUGCAUGAUCCAAUGGCCGACCAUGCAAUUGUCCUGUACGACCCUACGAUCGAUGACCGAGAAACGGAUCAAGAGAGGAAAGCAAGAGAGAAGGAGGAGGAGAAGGACAGAGCAGCAAAACAGGCGCUUGAGCGUGCGGCUGGCAUGUAUAAUCCCCAUAAGAGUCUCAAAGUUCUUCUGGGGGAGGACAAGAUGAAGAAGGACAAACUGGAGAAGGUCGCAGUGGUUAUCGAUCCCCGUCUCUCUAAAGUAUUGCGGCCUCAUCAAGUUGAAGGCGUGAAGUUCUUAUACAGGUGUACUACUGGUAUGCUAGUCGAGAACCAAUAUGGGUGCAUAAUGGCGGAUGAAAUGGGACUUGGAAAAACCCUCCAAUGCAUAACCUUGAUGUGGACCUUAAUCAAGCAAUCCCCACAUCCUGGCAAGUCCUCCAUUGAAAAGUGCAUUAUUGCAUGCCCUUCGAGCUUGGUGAAGAACUGGGCAAAUGAAUUGGUUAAAUGGCUGGGUAAAGAUGCCAUCAAUGCUCUCGCAGUAGACGGGAAAGGUGGAAAGGCUGAGCUUAUUGUGAGGGUGACACAGUGGGUAGCUGCGCAAGGAAGAAAUGUAACACAGCCUGUGAUGAUCGUUUCGUACGAGACCCUUCGAACGCUUUCCGAAUAUCUAGCAAAUUGCACCAUCGGUUUACUCCUUUGUGAUGAGGGUCACCGCUUGAAGAACUCUGAUUCGCUCACGUUUCAGGCUCUUAAUGCCUUAAAUGUCAAAAGGCGCGUGAUUCUGACAGGUACUCCUGUUCAGAACGACCUCUCAGAAUACUUUUCCCUGCUAAAUUUCGCAAAUCCCAACCUUUUGGGAUCGAAAAUUGACUUCCGGAAAAACUUCGAAAAUUCUAUUAUCCGUGGGAGGGAUGCCUCUGCUAGUGACGAUGUCAAAGCAGAGAGUGAGAGGAAGUUAAAAGAGCUUGGAGGACUGGUGACGAAAUUCAUCAUAAGAAGGACGAAUGACUUGCUUUCCAAAUAUUUGCCGGUCAAGUAUGAACAAGUGGUCUUCUGUGGGCUAUCAGAGUUCCAGCUAUCGCUAUAUCGCCUUUUCAUCUCCUCGCCUGAGAUCAAAGCAUUAUUGCGUGGAGCGGAUUCUCAACCGCUGAAGGCGAUAAAUAUUCUCAAGAAACUUUGCAACCAUCCGGAGUUGCUGAAUCUCCCGGACGAUUUGAGAGGCUCAGAAAGUCUGAUUCCGGAAGGUUUCCAAGGGGCUAGAGCGAAUCCCGGUCGGGGAGGGCGAACUAGCCAAACCGUGCGCUGUGACUGGAGCGGGAAGUUCAUGGUGCUUGAACGAUUUUUGCACCACCUCAAAACCCAGACGAAUGACAAAAUUGUUUUGAUCAGCAACUAUACUCAAACUCUCGAUAUAUUUGAGAAACUGUGUCGCAGCAAGAAGUAUGGUUACUUCAGGCUGGACGGGACUAUGACCAUUACCAAAAGACAAAAACUGGUCGAUCAGUUCAAUAAUCCCGAAGGAAAGGAGUUUAUCUUCCUCCUCAGUAGCAAGGCGGGUGGUUGUGGUAUCAACCUCAUCGGUGCAAACCGCCUUAUCCUCUUUGAUCCCGAUUGGAACCCCGCCGCCGAUCAGCAGGCUCUUGCUCGUGUUUGGCGUGACGGUCAGAAGAAAGAAUGUUUCGUGUACCGCUUCAUCUCCACCGGGACUAUCGAAGAGAAGAUUUUUCAACGUCAAGCGAACAAGCAAGCACUCUCGUCUUGUGUCGUGGACGAGAAAGAGGAUAUGGAACGUCACUUCUCUGUUGACGCUCUCCGCCAGCUCUUCCUGUUCAACGAACAUACUUUAUGUGAGACUCACGAGACAUUCAAGUGCAGACGCUGUCGGGACGGGAAGCAGAUUGUGAAAGCAUCUGCCUUGCUAUACGGCGACGCAAGCACAUGGAACCAUUUUACUAACGGAGAGCUGAAGAAUAACCACGACGACCUCCUGCGUGCCGAGGUUGGUCUGCCAGAGGUUUCCUUUGUUUUUCAAUACAUUAGUCACUAG